UCGUUUCAAGCUGUAUCUCUGGGUCGGAGAAAGUAAGGCGAGACGGGGAAGAAGAUUAUAUUAUAAAAAAAACAACAGUCAAUCAAAACAACAGAACUUGUCGUCUCAACCUAUCUUCGGCACUUGUAUCUCUAUGGAUGCCAAAAGAUUUGACACAAUCUGUUUGAGGGAUUCAAUCAGCUGGCUCCCUGACGAGGUUCUGGGAAGCAUCUUGUCCUUGCUUCCGACAAAACAGGCUGCUUCAACAGCUCUUCUCUCGAAAAAGUGGAGGUAUGUGUUUAGACUGGUGGAUAACCUCGACUUUGAUGAUUCUGUCUCGAUGCACGUGGGGAAUGAUAAACUAGCGUUUCCGGAGAGCUUCGAGAAUUUCGUGGAUCGAACACUGUCCUUGCAAUGUGAUUCUCCCAUCAAGAAAUUCUCUCUAAAAGUCAGUUCGUACGACGAACGCCAAAAGGCUUGUGUGUGCCGCUGGAUAUCUAAUGUCGCAAGCCGCGGUGUUUUGGAAGCGGACCUAAGGAUACAAGAUAUGGGUACAUUCACUCUGCCUCCUCAGCUCUUUGUAAGCAAAACACUGGUCAAGUUGACACUAGGGGCACAGCUCUAUCUUGAAAACCUCCCUUCAUAUGUGUUGCUUCCAUCUCUUAAGUUUCUCUUCAUCGAUUCUGUUUACUUCCAAUACGGAGAUCUGUGUGGUGUGCUUCUUGCUGGUUGCCCGGUGCUCGAGGAGUUAUCAGUCCAUCACAAAGGCUCCUUACCAAUGCCUCACACCAUAUCGAGUCCGUCCGUCAAGAGGCUAUCAGUUGACUACGAUUCUCUUGAUCUUGAUGGUUGUGAUUUUAUGUCACUUGACCUGCCAAAACUUGUCUACCUUGACUACUCUCAUUUUGCGUUGGCUGAGUAUAGACAAGUUAACCUGGAACACUUAGUCGAAGCUAAGAUGGAUCUUCAUCCGACAGAUAUGGUAAAGACGCCGGAUGUAACGGAUCUCAUUCUGGGGAUAAGAAAUGUUGAGAUUCUUCACCUCUCUCCCGUUUCGGCUGAUGUAAUUUAUUCUUACUGUAGAUAUAAACUGCCGGUGUUCGACAAUCUGGUCAAUCUAUCUUUAGGGAUUAGGAAUAAGCGAGGUUGGAAAUUGCUGGCAUACCUGCUUAAGCAGGCUCCAAAGCUUGAAACUCUGAUCGUCCAGGUUCUGAAUGGUUUCACAAGCGAUGUCUCCAUGCCUCUGAACAAAGUGAAGGCGUUGCAUAUCCCUAGUUAUCGAGGAACUGCGGAAGAGUUGAAACAGUUGAAGAGUUUUUUGGGGGAAUUCGAAUGCCUUGAAUGGGUUCAAGUGGAUGUUGCAGAAGCUGCAGAGGAUGAUAGCAUAACACUGCAAACCAAAAGGGAUCUAAUCAUGCCUCUUGCAGUUUCACUUCCAUCCAAGUGCUACUUCAAAGUCACAUAAGUCAUCUAGUUUAUUCAUAUCAUUAUGCUAUGUAACUUUUCACUCAUAUGAAUACACUUGUCGUUUUUUCUCACGCUUUGAACUCUUGUAGUUUUGUUUUUCUUCCUUGUCACUCUUUUUCUCUUCAGUUAUAGAGAACGUAUUUGAUUGGUAGGAAUCAUUUCAUCACAUCAACAUAGAAGCAAGUUA
Molecule: messenger RNA, 1633 nt
Organism: Eutrema salsugineum
Lineage: Eukaryota; Viridiplantae; Streptophyta; Magnoliopsida; Brassicales; Brassicaceae
Product: F-box/LRR-repeat protein At3g60040
Exons: 4
Coding region: 134-1444 (436 amino acids)
Molecular function (GO): protein binding
Source: RefSeq, a predicted model, not a curated record